Limulus polyphemus (Atlantic horseshoe crab) is the source of this 1852-nucleotide messenger RNA. RefSeq names its product nuclear inhibitor of protein phosphatase 1-like (gene NiPp1). NCBI's taxonomy places the organism in Eukaryota, Metazoa, Arthropoda, Merostomata, Xiphosura, Limulidae. The coding region runs from base 38 to 952 and encodes 304 amino acids. Gene Ontology annotation, cellular component: nuclear speck. Gene Ontology annotation, molecular function: protein serine/threonine phosphatase inhibitor activity; mRNA binding; protein binding. The transcript is spliced from 5 exons. The record is from RefSeq and is a predicted model, not a curated record.
AGUAAAAUAAGAAUUAAUAAAUUUUUUACAGAAACUCAUGAUAGAUGAAAAGAAAUGCUACCUCUUUGGAAGAAAUCCAGAAAUAAAUGACUUUGUGAUUGACCAUGCCUCUUGUUCACGUGUUCAUUCAGCCUUAGUUUAUCACCAAGCCUUGGAUCGUGCAUUCUUGGUUGAUUUAGGGAGCACACAUGGGACUUACAUUGGAAGAACUCAUUUGGAAGCUAAUAAACCAACCCAGCUUCCAGUUGGAACCUUAUUCCAUUUUGGUGCAUCAACUCGUUCAUAUAUAUUACGAGAAAGACCUGAGAAAACAUCCCGAUCAGCAAUAGAUGGACAAGAAAAGAAAGGAGAAGAUAUUGAAGGUGGCCUCCUGGGUCUACCUGAAACAGAAACUGAAUUAGAUAAUCUUACAGAAUUCAACACUGCCCACAACAGAAGGAUAUCUAUGUUGGGGAUUCCUGAUGAAGAAAUUAAACCACCUAACAGGAAAAGAAAAAGUCUGUUGGUAAAGUUUAAUGAAGAUGAAGAAAUUAUAAAUCCUGAGGAUGUGGAUCCAUCUAUUGGAAGAUUCAGGAACCUUAUCCAAACAGCUGUCAUACCCCAUAAAAAGCAGAAAGUGAACAGUACAUCACUUGAUCAAAAUCUGGACAAUGUAGUGUCUAAAGCUGGACAUAUGUAUGGACAUGUUUGGCAUGAUCAUUUCCAAAGACCAGGGCAUGGAGCUGUGAGUCCACUGUUUUCACCUUCUCUUUCUGCCAAACUGGGCUUACACCUCCCUAAUCCUGCCCCAGAAGUAGAUCUAGCCCCACCCACAGAGGCUCCCAUGGUUCCUGCUUCUCUUGCCCAUUAUGCACCAGGAGUUGAGCCUGAGGCACCGUCAGAACCCAAGAAAAAGAAAUAUGCAAAGGAAGCUUGGCCAGGAAAGAAACCAACACCAUCUCUUCUUGUGUAGCUUCCAUUUCAUCAGAAUUCAAUAUGUUUUCACGUCACUGAUCUUUUAUCUAGCAUUACAAUCAUGAGGAAUGUAAUAAACACGGAUGAGUGUGAAAACUUUAAUGUGACCGUGAUGGAUUUGGAGGAUCUGUUUUCACUAUCUGUAACUUGUUACCUACUGUAAACAAGUUUUUAACAGGUUGAUAAUGUUGACAUCCAUUAUUCUCAUUCAGAAAAUCAUUAUGUCCAGUUGAUAAUGCACUAUCAAAAACUUCUUUCUGUCGUGAUGGCAGAUAACCAUCUGUCAUUUAGUCUAGUUCCACUUAUAGCCUAUUGACUUAUUGCCAGUGUCCCUUCUUCAGUUACCCAUCAACCGACUACUAUUGUUCUUUGUGUGAUGACUGUUAUUUACUUCCCAGAUUACCAAUCUACUGACUCUGCAAAAUGAUUGUUGUCAGUAAUUAGUAAGGAUAAAUUUUAAUACAGAUUUUUUAAUUAGUGUAUUACCUUCCACUUACCUAUGUGUUAUACUCUAUUCAACUGUCCAGUAAGUUAAUUAUAGCCUAUUGCUCAGUAAAAAUAACUUCUUGUGAUGUGAUCAUUUUACUGUUUUCUUUUCAUUAUCUUAUUGACCAGCAAGGAUGAUUGUUGCCAAGUAACCAAUAAGAAUAUCUGUUCUUGUCUGUUAACAGUCUUCUCUUAUUCACUAGUGUACUGACCAGUGAUAAUUACUAUUUACUAUUUCAGCAACCAAUGUAAUCCUCUCUUAUCAGAAACCUUGUCCCUUUUAAAGUGUUAGUAGAAGAUUGUCAGCUAUGUAGUGCUAGCUAAAAAUAUCCAUCAUCAAGACAUAUAACCUUUUUCAUCACCAUAUAACAUGUAUUUGUAUUGAGUACAUAAAAAGUGUAACACUUUUAAA